AUGAUAAAUUCUGAAAAUGAGUUUAAUAAAAAUAUAAUUAUGAAACGCAGUGACUGCUGUUGCUUAUGGACACUGAUCAUAUCAUCAGUGUUUUUUGCUUUAGGAUGCUUACUUUAUUUCCCUAUAGAGUAUGAAGUUUAUUAUCCUUUUUUCAAUCAUGAUUGAAAAAGCACAAAAUGCAUGAUAAACAGUCUCCAAAGAUAUCAAAUCCUUAUGUCAGUUGACAAGGCUGGUAACAAACAUUAUACUUAUUACACUUUAUUUGAUGUCAGAGUCAAUAUUAAUGGGAAGUGGCUUCAAGGUUUUGCGUGUGGAUCUCCAGAUGCAACUAUUGGAUCAUCUGCAGUCACAGCUUUAAACCGAGAGUAUCCGUAUAAGUAUUCUAUCUGCCAUUCAGACAAAGAAUGUGGAAAUAUGCUUAUAAUGCCAGUCUGGUUUUGUAAUGAAUGCAAAAAUUGCCAAAAAGAGUUUAAUGAUGAAACUAGAGACUGUAAAUGAUUUUUGAAAAAUGGAAAUAAUGUGAUAAAUGAUGUAGAUGAGAUUCCUGUUGGGUAUAAACUUGAUUACCCCACUCAAGAUUCUACUUUUAUUCAAGUCAUAUUUAUGGAUUCGCCGUAUUAUUAUGAAACUGACUAUUUGGCACUGCAAUAUAUCUGCUUGUAUUUGAUGAUUUAUGUUCCAUCAGGGUUCAUCACAUUAUCUCUAUUUUAUUUUAUAAUAAAUCGAAUAAGAAGGAAAUGUUAA
Messenger RNA from Blepharisma stoltei, 744 nucleotides. The record is from the annotation of a GenBank genome assembly. Lineage: Eukaryota; Ciliophora; Heterotrichea; Heterotrichida; Blepharismidae.